CAAAUUCCAACAAAUUCCAACGCAACGAAAACGCGACUCAGAACUGCGGUUUCAAGAAUGGUCCAUUUGCUCCCAAAUUACGCCCGAGUUUCAUCGCACCUCCUCCCGGCGGCGGCUCCGGCGUCCGGCGGCGUCGUAUGGAGGAGCGGGGGAAGCAUUAGGGCCAGAUCGGCGGUGGUUCUGCAGUGUAAUCGGGAGUUUUCUGGUUCGAUCACGGCGGCGGCGGCAGCGGAGGACUUGAUCGGAAUCCCGGCCGAAAUCGAAACCGAAAUCGAGUAUUUGGCGAGCGAGAACGGAUGGAAAGUGAGGAAAUUGAUUAAAGAAGAAGACGAUUUGAGAGCGGUUGCAAGAAUUCAAGCCGAAGCUUUCCAUGAACCUGUUUUUCUUUUCAACGAUUUCUUCUUCCACUUCUUCCAGGCAGAAGUGCUUGCAGCGUUGAUUUACAGAUUGCAGAAUUACCCUCCAGACAGGUAUGCGUGUUUGGUUGCGGAGGCAGAGAACGAGAAUCGAACGGAUCAUUACAAUUUUGUGGGAGUGGUGGACGUCACGGUGGCCGGAGAUCUAAAAGUAAAGCGCCUCCUUCCCGCCGGCGAAAAAGAGUAUCUCUUCGUAUCUGGAAUUGCAGUCUAUGAAAGUGCCAGAAGGCGCAAAGUAGCAACGACAUUGUUGAAGGGUUGUGACAUGCUUGCAAAAGUUUGGGGAUUCAAGUUUUUGGCACUAAGUGCAUAUGAAGAUGACUAUGGGGCUCGUAAUUUGUAUAGUAAAGCAGGAUAUCAGCUUCUAUCUGCUGACCCUCUUUGGAAAUCUUCUUGGAUUGGAAGAAAACGUUGUGUUACUUUGAUUAAAAAGCUCUAGUUUUCCCUUUCUUUCAA
Momordica charantia (bitter melon) is the source of this 872-nucleotide messenger RNA. Its product is annotated as Acyl-CoA N-acyltransferases (NAT) superfamily protein. NCBI's taxonomy places the organism in Eukaryota, Viridiplantae, Streptophyta, Magnoliopsida, Cucurbitales, Cucurbitaceae. Gene Ontology annotation, cellular component: NatA complex. Gene Ontology annotation, molecular function: N-acetyltransferase activity. Gene Ontology annotation, biological process: mitotic sister chromatid cohesion. The record is from RefSeq and is a predicted model, not a curated record.